Messenger RNA from Tarenaya hassleriana, 2313 nucleotides. Its product is annotated as pentatricopeptide repeat-containing protein At5g46580, chloroplastic. The coding region runs from base 86 to 2233 and encodes 715 amino acids. The transcript has a single exon. The record is from RefSeq and is a predicted model, not a curated record. Gene Ontology annotation, molecular function: protein binding. NCBI's taxonomy places the organism in Eukaryota, Viridiplantae, Streptophyta, Magnoliopsida, Brassicales, Cleomaceae.
AUAAGAUGUCUGAAUAAUAUCUUCAUGUAUCCAUAACACAAAGCCCUCUCCCUGUUCACGGGAAAAACCUCUCCGUGCCUCUCUAAUGGCGUCUCUUCUGUCCACAGCCAUUGACGCCUGUUUCAUUUCGCAGAGCUCUGACACGAAGAGGCAGAGCUUCUUCCCAAACCCAAAACCGUCACCUUUAAGACGAUGUCGGACCAAAAGACUCACCAUUUCCUGCAAUUCAUCGAAACCAGCUAAAACCCUAGAAGAAUAUCCGCUCACCGGCGCCAAAAGCCCAUCUCUGUCUGAACAGCUGAAGUCUCUCUCUGCAACGACGCUCAAACCGGAUCAAACCCAUGUCUUGUCUAAGCCAAAGUCUGUCUGGGUUAAUCCCGCAAGGCCCAAAAGGUCAGUUCUUUCACUUCAGAGGCACAAACGCUCGUCUUAUUCCUACAACCCUCAGCUUCAAGACCUCAAGGCUUUUGCCCAGAAGCUCAACAGCUCUGAAUUCACCGAAAAUUCCGAGUUUUUGGCUGUUCUCGAUGAAAUUCCACACCCACUCACCAGGGACAAUGCCUUGUUGGUGCUUAAUAGCUUGAGACCAUGGCAGAAAACCCAUCUUUUCUUUGGUUGGAUGAAGGCCCAGAAUCUGUUCCCCAUCGAAACCAUAUUUUAUAACGUCACGAUGAAAUCUCUGAGGUUUGGGAGGCAGUUUCAGCUCAUUGAGGAGCUUGCGCUUGAAAUGGUAAGGGAUGGGGUUGAGCUUGAUAACAUUACUUAUUCCACUAUAAUUACAUGUGCAAAGAGGUGCAGUCUUUAUGACAAAGCUAUUGAAUGGUUUGAGAGAAUGUAUAAAACCGGUCUGAUGCCGGAUGAGGUCACUUACUCUUCAGUUCUUGAUGUUUAUGCCAAGUUGGGCAAGGUUGAGGAGGUACUCAGUCUUUAUGAGAGGGCCGUGGCUACGGGGUGGAAACCCGAUCCUUUAACGUUUUCAGUGUUGGGAAAGAUGUUCGGUGAGGCAGGGGAUUAUGAUGGGAUUAGGUAUGUUCUUCAAGAGAUGAAAUCCAUGGAUGUAAAGCCUAAUGUGGUUGUGUACAAUACUUUGUUGGAGGCAAUGGGCAAGGCCAAGAAGCCAGGUUUGGCUAGGAGUCUGUUCAAUGAGAUGCUCGAGUCAGGUUUAACUCCGAAUGAGAUAACUUUAACAGCUCUUGUCAAGAUUUACGGUAAAGCGAGGUGGGAGAAAGAUGCCCUUCAAUUGUGGAAGGAAAUGAAGGCUAGGAACUGGCCAAUGGACUUCAUUCUGUACAACACAUUGCUGAACAUGUGUGCGGAUAUCGGGUUGGAGGAAGAAGCAGAGACGCUGUUUUGUGAUAUGAAGCAGUCCAUGCAAUCUAAGCCGGAUAGUUUUAGUUACACAGCAAUGCUGAAUAUAUAUGGCAGUGGAGGGAAAGUUGACAAAGCCAUGGCAUUGUUUGAAGAGAUGUUGGAAGCCGGAGUUCAACUUAACGUGAUGGGUUGCACUUGUUUAAUCCAAUGCUUGGGAAAAGCAAGAAGGAUCAAUGAUUUGGUUAAAGUAUUUAACCUUUCGAUUCAACGUGGAGUUAAGCCUGAUGACAGGCUAUGUGGCUGUCUUCUUUCAGUCGUGGCCUUGUGUGAGACCAGUGAAGAUACUGAUAAGGUAAUGGCGUGUUUGGAGAAGGCCAAUCUGAAGCUGAUCUCCUUUGUGAAGCUAAUCAUGGAUGAGAAAACCGGGUUUGAAACUGUUAAAGAAGAAUUCAGGUCGGUGAUCAGUGAAACCCAAGUGGAAGCCAGAAGACCCUUCUGCAACUGCUUGAUAGACAUAUGCAGGAACAAGAAUCACCAUGAGAGAGCUCGUGAGCUUCUCUAUCUGGGAACACUCUUUGGGCUGUAUCCUGGACUUCACAACAAAACCCUAAAAGAGUGGAGCUUAGACGUAAGGUCACUGUCCAUUGGUGCUGCUGAAACUGCCCUUGAAGAGUGGAUGAGGACACUGGCCACCAUUGUUAGACGCCAAGAGGAUCUUCCUGAGAGGUUCUUGGCUCAAACCGGGAUGGGAACUCACAAAUUCGCGCAGGGAUUAGGGAACUCGUUCUCAUCUCACCUUGAAAAGCUCUCUGUGCCUUUCAGACCAUGCCAGGAAAAGGCAGGUCGCUUUGUGGCUACAAGGGAUGAUUUGGUAUUCUGGUUGGAGUCAAAGUUUCAACCUUUGGUUGCUUCCCAGGCAUAGAACAUCGUUGUAACCAAUAGCAACUAUUGUUUUCCCAAAAUCUGUUGAUAUGCGUAAUACCAUAUUGAUUUUCAGACACA